Radiomyces spectabilis is the source of this 948-nucleotide messenger RNA. RefSeq names its product rab11 protein. NCBI's taxonomy places the organism in Eukaryota, Fungi, Mucoromycota, Mucoromycetes, Mucorales, Radiomycetaceae. Bases 146 to 781 code for a protein of 211 amino acids. Gene Ontology annotation, biological process: exocytosis. The record is from RefSeq and is a predicted model, not a curated record. Gene Ontology annotation, molecular function: GTP binding; GTPase activity. Gene Ontology annotation, cellular component: recycling endosome. The transcript has 6 exons.
GUCACCACAAGACGCAUGCCAUUCUGCAAGCAUGGCAAACAAGUUAGGGUUUGAUCAUAUUUUAAAGUCCGCCAACCAAUUUGAGAAGGAAAAUCCUGUGGGUUUUUUCGAGAGUGCGCUUGACGGUUGAACUCGAACUUCCAUCAUGAGUCGUGACGAUGAAUAUGAUUAUCUUUUCAAAGUGGUGCUUAUUGGCGAUUCCGGCGUUGGCAAAACCAAUCUUCUUGGCCGAUUCACACGCAAUGAGUUUAAUCUAGAAUCCAAGAGUACCAUUGGUGUUGAAUUUGCCACACGUAGUAUUGAAGUGGAUAACAAAGUGAUCAAAGCACAAAUCUGGGAUACAGCUGGCCAGGAACGCUAUCGUGCCAUCACCAGUGCUUAUUAUCGCGGCGCAGUGGGUGCUUUGCUGGUAUAUGAUAUUUCCAAGCAUUCGACGUAUGAGAGCGUGAGUCGAUGGCUCAAGGAACUCCGAGAUCACGCGGAUUCCAAUAUUGUUAUCAUGCUUGUGGGCAACAAGAGUGAUUUGAAACAUUUGCGAGCCGUGCCCACCGAAGAUGCCAAGCAGUUUGCUGCUGAGAAUGGCUUGUCGUUCAUUGAAACUUCAGCUUUGGAUGCCACCAACGUUGAACUUUCUUUCCAAAAAAUAUUAACAGAAAUCUAUCGGAUUGUGUCCAACAAGGCGCUGGAAUCAUCAAAUAAUGCUAUUAAGCCUACCGGAGGUCAAACGAUCCUUGUGUCGCAAACCCCUGACGAACAAAAACAAGGUGGUGGAUGUUGUUAGACGAGAAGGAAAAAACAAGUUACAUUCUAUCAUUUUUUCUUGGUACUUCCCUUUUUUUUUUUUUUGUCGUUGUACGCAUAUGAUAUCACAUGAAAUUUCAGUGCCAUGGAAUUGAAUCAGUAAAAUUUUGGAUCCAUUUUUAUUCGGGGUCGAAUCAAAAAAGACCA